AUGAAAUUAAAGGAAAUCCCUCGCACUGCAACAUUUGCAUGGAGUCCGGGGCAGCAUUUGCCAAUAAUUGCCACUGGUACUGUAGCGGGGGCACUUGAUGCUUCGUUCUCAAGUACGACAGAAUUGGAGCUUUUUCACAUUGAUAUACACAGUUCUGAUACUGCAGUGGAACUGCAACCCUCUGCUGUAGUUACUAGCAGUGCAAGAUUUGAUCGUCUUGUAUGGGGAAAUGCAAUCGACAAAGCAUAUGGUAUCAUUGCCGGCGGGUUGGAAAAUGGUGAAUUAGAUCUAUGGGAUCCAGAAAUAAUCUUGGGGGGUGGCGACGCAGAAAAAGCUUUAUUAUUACGUAACACAGCGCAUUCCGGAAACGUUCGUGGAUUGCAAUUUAAUCCCAUUCAAAAUAAUUUAUUGGCCUCGGCUGCGACGAAUGGCGAAAUAUUUAUUUGGGAUCUGGCAAAACCUGAUAAACCUUAUACCCCUGGUACAAAAUCGCCAAAAAUGGAGGAGAUCACCCACCUGGCUUGGAAUAAUCAAGUGCAACAUAUUUUGGCAACAUCUUCGACUACGGGUUAUACCUUAAUAUGGGACUUAAAAAACAAGAGGGAAGUUAUGCAUUUAUCAUAUGCAGGUGCUACUGCUUCUUUAGCAGGCGGUUAUGGUAUGGGAUCUAUGAAUAUGGCUACCGGCUUGGGUGUCGGGAGAAGGGGCAUCACCGCAGUGGCGUGGAAUCCUGAUAUGGCAACGCAAAUAAUAACUGCCUCUGAAGAUGAUAAUAACCCAGUUAUUGUAGUUUGGGAUGUUCGUAAUGCUCACGCUCCAGAAAAGGUCUUGACGGGACAUGAAAAAGGUAUUUUGUCGUUGUCAUGGUGUCAGAAAGAUGCCGACUUAUUGCUGUCAUGUGGUAAAGACAACAGAACUCUAUGCUGGAACCCGAGAACAGCUGAAAUAAUAGGCGAGAAUUCUUUUUCAAAUUGGGCUUUUGAUGUUCAAUGGUGUACUGGGAACCCGUAUUUGUUGGCAUCUGCUUCUUUAGAUGGAAAGAUUAGCGUCCAUUCUUUGCAAUCUAACCAAGAUAAAUUAGUACAAGCCAACGUGCAUGACAAUGACGAUCCUUUUGCACCAAUUGCUUCCGCACACCAACCAUCUCUCGCACUCAAACAACCUCCAAGAUGGUUAAGAAGACCUGUAGGUGUGAUGUUUGGGUUUGGUGGGAAAUUAGUUUCAUUUUGCGAUAAGGCUUCUACAGGAACUGCACCUAAAAAGCACGUUGUCGCAAUAUCCACUGUUGUGACGGAAUCGGAGGUUGUGCAACGAUCCAUUGAGCUUGAGUCAUCAGUUGAAGACAAGUCCCUCGACGUCUUCUGUGAACGUCGUGUCAAGGAGGCAGCAAACGAAUUUGAGUCAGAAAAUUGGAAAGUUCUUCACACAAUAUUCAAUGAAAAUGCAAGGGAACAGUUAGUUAAACAUCUUGGAUUUUCAAAAGAGGAUGUAGUCUCACAAAUAUCGACUGCUAUAAAAGCUAUGAAUUUAAAGGAAACCUCAAACGAAGAAUCAAAGCAGCCAGAAAUAAAUAAUAUUCACGACAUUCUGCAGCAAGAUAAUUCCACAGAGUCAGUAGGUGUAGUAUCCUUACCUUCGAGCCCUACUGAUGUUAAGUCAGAUGCGGAUCAAGGCCACGAUGAACAAUUUGCUGCCAAAUCAGAUAAUAUGGACGAAUUAUUUUCCGGUCUGACUGAUCCUAGUGGGCCCUCAGAUGCUUCUAAUUUCUUCAGUUCCGGAAACAUCCCUGAUGCAUUUCCUGUUCAAAGUGAAAAUUUCAAUAUCGGUUCAUUCCAAAUUUAUCCCGCACAAGAAUCAGAUGUUGAUAAACUCAUUACUCGAUCCAUAGUACUUGGUGAUUUUGAAUCUGCAGUUGAUUUAUGUUUAAAAGCUGAUAGAUUGUCAGAUGCAAUACUUUUGGCGGGUUGUGGCGGCCAAGAACUUUUGCAGCGAACUCGAAAAACAUACUUCGAAAGGCGAGCAUCGACCAUCCCAUAUUUACGUCUUCUUCAGAGUAUUGUUUCUGGCGAUUUAUCGGACAUUGUAUUCAAUGCAGAUUUAUCUGAGUGGCAAGAAAUUGUUGUAGUUCUUUGCACAUUCGCUCGUCCCGAAGAAUUUGGAGGAUUAUGUAAUGCACUAGGUCAGAGACUAGAGCAAGAAUAUCAUAAGUGUGUUGAUCCUACUUCGACAGAAGAAAUGAAAUCAAGAGGAUUAGAAUAUAGGAAAAAUGCUGUAUUAUGUUUCCUUGCUGCUGGUAAUUUGGAAAACGUUGCAAAAAUUUGGAUUGCUGAACAAGAAAAUGAAGAAAAACAAUAUGAAACUGUACAAAAUAAUCAGGACGGAUCUAAAUGUACAGGAUUGAGGUAUUCUUACCACGCAAAAACUCUUCAGAGUCUGAUUGAAAAAGUUACCAUAUUUCGCAAAGCGAUCGACUAUGUUGACCCAUCCGUGGUCCAAAGUUUAGAUUCAUCCGCUGGUGAAUCAAAUCAACAGUAUAAGUUGUCUGCCCUAUAUGACAAGUACACCGAUUAUGCGGAAAUUCUUGUAUCACAAGGUCACUUAACUACUGCCCUUAAAUAUUUGAAUUUAAUACCUGUAGAAUACAAGACAGCUACACUCGAUCAAAAUAAUUCUUUGGCCGUAAUCAGAGAAAGAUUAUACAACUCUGGUGUGGAUGUAGGAAGCACUAAAGCACCUUCUUUCCCGUUUUCACAAGUAUAUGUUGGUGAAGAUGGCGAAACAAAUCAAUCUAUUGUUGGCGAUGUAACUUUUCCACCACAAGUCGACCCCAACGCCACGCAGGCUGCUUACCAACAACCCGCUGCUCAACAAUAUUAUAAUCAAUAUGCCUAUAACCAGCAACCCCUUGUUCAAAAUGCGCCGUAUCAACCUCAACAGCAAAUGGCAUACAACCAAUAUGUACCUCCUUAUAACCCACCUAUACAAAAUCCCACGGGUUACUCAUAUCAACAAAACUUUACCGGCUAUAAUCAACCAUAUUCAGAAAGUAAUAAUUUAAUCCCUCAACCUCCUAUGCCUAAUGCGCUUGUUCAAAAUGAAAACGUACCGUCUGCAGAAGUUGUAGGAGCACAUAAGAAAAAUGUACCAAACUGGAAUGACCCUCCAGUUGUACCUCCUCCACAAAUGAACAGAAGGGUAGCACAAGCCCAAGUGAACAAACCAUCACCCAUUGUAUCUCCCUUUCCGACAUCCACUUCACCAACGCAGCAAAAGAUACAUCCUCCACCGCAAAAUUUCGCAGCUCCUCCACAGCCUAACAUACCCGCAGGCUUGCCACCACUCCAGGCAAAUCCUGCAGCUCCUGUAACAACAGCGUAUCAGCCAAUUCAGUCGAUGCAGCCACAAACAGGUGUAACAUCUUUAUAUCCACCUCCGCCUCCUAACCCAAAUAUUCAACAGCAACCAUCAACACAGCGACCUUCACAGCCUACUCAGUCAUAUUAUGCUCCUAAUCAAUCGACAUCAACGCCUAAUAGAGUACCUACUCCAUCAAAAACGCCAACACCCUCAAACAAACAUCCACCUGGUGACAGAACUCAUAUUCCAGCUACACAAAAACCAAUAUUUAUUAUACUCAGUAACGAAUUGUUGAGAGCCCGACAACAUUCUCCUAAUACGCAAAAAAAAUUAUUGGAUGAUACCGAAAAACGCCUUAACGUUCUGUUCGAUGCUUUAAACAAUGAAGAAAUUUCUCCAAGUGUUAUUGAAUCAUUAUUAACUCUGGUUCGAGACUUGGAAUCGCGUAACUUUCCUAAUGCCAUCAACAUUCAGGUGCAGUUAAUGACUACUAAAAUGGAAGAGUGUGGAAAAUGGAUUGUCGGAAUUAAACAAUUGAUAAAUGUUCUGAAAACCCUUCAAUAG
Molecule: messenger RNA, 3921 nt
Organism: Cetraspora pellucida
Lineage: Eukaryota; Fungi; Glomeromycota; Glomeromycetes; Diversisporales; Gigasporaceae
Source: the annotation of a GenBank genome assembly